This is a messenger RNA of Colletotrichum destructivum, 895 nucleotides long. RefSeq names its product Putative ribosome biogenesis protein Nop16. The record is from RefSeq and is a predicted model, not a curated record. NCBI's taxonomy places the organism in Eukaryota, Fungi, Ascomycota, Sordariomycetes, Glomerellales, Glomerellaceae. The transcript is spliced from 2 exons. Gene Ontology annotation, biological process: ribosomal large subunit biogenesis. Gene Ontology annotation, cellular component: nucleolus. The coding region runs from base 142 to 840 and encodes 232 amino acids.
CCAAACGACCGAUGCCCUCCUGCCUCGAAAAUCCACGACACCACCAUCUCACGCAACCACAACCUGUCUUAUUGUGCCCAAAUCUCGUCGCAUAAACCACACCCUCCUUCCCAAUAGAUCGAAUCGUAAACAGUCCGCACAAUGGGUUCCGUCCUCCAGAAGAAGAAGCGCCGCUCCAGCCGCCAAAAGGUCAAGAUGCCCAACCGGCCUAAGAAGCAGCUCAACCCCCUGGGCAACGACAUCAUCGCAAAGAACUGGAACAAGAAGGAGACCCUGACGCAGAACUACCGCCGCCUCGGCCUCACGGCGCGCCUCAAGGCGCCGACGGGCGGUGUCGAGAGGACCCUGUCCCAGAUCGAAGAGAGCAAGUCCGCCGCGCCCUCCUCCACCGCCUCCCGCCGCGCCCGCCGCGACCCCUUCGCCAUCGCCCCGACAGAGGAGGUCAUCUUCGAGGAGGCCCGCGUCGAGCGCGACGAGAACGGCAAGAUCAUCAAGAUCCACUACGGCAGCGACCGGCGCAGCAACCCGCUCAACGACCCACUCAACGCCCUCGAGAGCGACGCCGAGGGCUCUUCCGACGACGGCGCCGAGCAGGAGUGGGGCGGCAUCGACGACGAGAGCCGGCCCGAGGUCAUCCGCCUGCUCGAGAAGGACGCCGCCAUCCCGAGGGUCAAGAAGCCGAGGCACAUGAGCCAGCAGGAGAGGGAGUGGCUCGAGCGGCUGACGGCCAAGCACGGCGACGACGUCGCCGCCAUGGCGAGGGACCGGAAGCUGAACCCUAUGCAGCAGACGCAAGGCGACAUCGCUCGCAGGAUCAAGAGGCUUACGGGAAAGGCUUAAUGCGAGCGAGUACACAUACACACACGCGCGCAUAUAUAUACAUAAUGUAUAUGUA